UGAACACGUAAUAUAUUAUAUAUAUAGCAGGCCGAUCUGACUUUAAUAUAUCCAUCCUAUGUAAGAAAAUGGAAAGAAAAGAAAAACCCAUCGCGGUCAUUCAGCCACCACCACGGGUGUGUGUCAUGUCAUGAUGAAAACUCAAAUUUGAUGAAAAAACACAAGGCAAGAUCUUUUUUCAAGGCAAAAUCGAAAUCACACAGACAGACAAAAGAAAAGGCGACAGGCGGCAGGGAGUCCAAAGCGAAACUUCCAGCGCACUGACGCGUGACGUCUGACCCCGACGGGGCCCUCAACCUUCCCUCUCUCUCUCUGCUCCGUGGGCCCCACCACCCACCCUUCCCGCGGAAACCCACCUCGCAGUCGCAGCACUCGGAGGCGGCAGGUAGGCAGGUUGGGUUUCCUCCUUCCUCCUUCCAUCCUCUCCUCCCCCUCUGGAUAAAUAGCAGGCCGCGGACACAGCCGAGACCUUUCCAUUUCCAGAGUUCCAAGGCUUCCCUUUUACCCCUUCGCUUCCCAUGGCGCCGUGGGUGUGGGUGGCGUUGCAGGCGGCCGCCGUGGCUGCGUCCGCGGCGGAGGCGCUGAGCCUGGACGUCCACCACCGCUACUCGGCCACCGUGCGGGAGUGGGCGGGGCACCGCGCGCCGCCAGCCGGGACGGCGGAGUACUACGCGGCGCUCGCCGGGCACGACCUCCGCCGGCGCUCGCUGGCGGGAGGGGGGGAGGUGGCCUUCGCCGACGGCAACGACACGUACCGGCUCAACGAACUGGGAUUCUUGCAUUACGCGGUGGUGGCGCUGGGGACGCCGAACGUGACGUUCCUGGUGGCGCUGGACACCGGCAGCGACCUCUUCUGGGUGCCCUGCGACUGCAUCAACUGCGCGCCACUAGUCUCACCCAACUACAGGGAUCUCAAGUUCGACACUUACAGCCCUCAGAAGUCGAGCACUAGCCGAAAGGUCCCAUGCAGCAGCAAUUUGUGCGAUGAACAGAGUGCAUGCCGGUCAGCAAGCAGCAGCUGCCCCUACAGCAUCCAAUACCUGUCUGAUAACACAUCAUCCACCGGUGUGCUGGUUGAGGAUGUCCUGUACCUGGUCACGGAGUAUGGGCGGCAACCCAAAAUCGUUACGGCCCCCAUAACGUUCGGCUGUGGACGGACUCAGACGGGUUCAUUUCUGGGCACUGCUGCACCCAAUGGUCUACUUGGCCUGGGCAUGGACACCAUAUCGGUCCCCAGUUUGCUAGCAAGUCAGGGAGUUGCUGCUGCCAAUUCCUUCUCCAUGUGCUUCGCACAAGAUGGCCAUGGUAGAAUCAAUUUUGGGGACACUGGAAGCUCAGAUCAGCAGGAAACCCCGUUAAACAUGUAUAAACAAAAUCCAUACUACAACAUAAGCAUCACUGGUGCUACGGUGGGGAGUAAAUCCAUUCACACCAAGUUCAACGCUAUUGUUGACUCUGGCACCUCUUUCACAGCUCUGUCUGAUCCGAUGUACACUCAAAUCACUAGCAGCUUCAACUCACAAGUCCAGGAUAAGCCAAGCCAGCUUGACUCUUCUCUGCCCUUUGAAUUUUGCUACUCUAUAAGUCCAAAGGCUUCUACCAAUCCUCCGAACAUAAGCUUCACGGCGGAAGGUGGAAGCGUGUUUCCUGUCAAUGAUCCAAUAAUUACCAUUACGGACUCUGUAUCUAAUCCGAUGGCAUAUUGCUUGGCUGUUAUGAAGAGCGAAGGUGUUAACUUAAUAGGGGAGAAUUUUAUGUCUGGGCUGAAGGUCGUGUUUGAUCGAGAGAGGAAGGUCUUGGGCUGGAAAAACUUUGAUUGUUACAGUGUGGGCAACUCAAGAAGCAACCUUCCAGUGAACCCAAAUCCUUCUGGUGUUCCCCCUAAACCUGCCUUGGGACCUAACAGCUACACUCCUGAAGCUACCAAGGGCGCCUCGCCCAAUGGCACCCAAGUCAAUGUCUUGCAGCCUUCUGCAAGUUUUUCGCCGAAGCUGCGUUGCAACAGAAACGUCCUCGUCGCCGCUGCUCUGCUGUUCCUCGUGAUCCUUUGAUCACCUCAACUCCCCAUGACAAUCUUUUCAGAAACCAAAUCGACAGAUAUGAUAGAUUUUAGUUAAACUUGGUUUACGUUGUAUGUAUUGAGUUACGUAUAGUGUGAUAGUAUCACAUUCUUUUGGCCUGUGUCCACAGUUCCAGUAGGAGUUAGGAUAGAACACGGGAUGAGUCCAUAGCCCUUUUUUUUUGCACGUUCAUAAUGUACCUGGUGGAUGUACUGUGUACAUAUUAGAUAUGACUUCAGGAUGUAUUGAUUUUAUAGAAUAAUUGAAUAACGAUGCUCGCAUACACAGAUAUAUA
Zea mays is the source of this 2355-nucleotide messenger RNA. Its product is annotated as aspartyl protease family protein 1. The record is from RefSeq and is a predicted model, not a curated record. Bases 519 to 2051 code for a protein of 510 amino acids. Gene Ontology annotation, molecular function: aspartic-type endopeptidase activity. The transcript is spliced from 9 exons. Gene Ontology annotation, biological process: proteolysis. Lineage: Eukaryota; Viridiplantae; Streptophyta; Magnoliopsida; Poales; Poaceae.